Molecule: messenger RNA, 1680 nt
Organism: Carya illinoinensis
Lineage: Eukaryota; Viridiplantae; Streptophyta; Magnoliopsida; Fagales; Juglandaceae
Product: WD repeat-containing protein RUP2-like
Exons: 1
Coding region: 82-1290 (402 amino acids)
Biological process (GO): response to UV-B
Molecular function (GO): protein binding
Source: RefSeq, a predicted model, not a curated record
UUGAUAGAAGAGAGCGCUUUCAUUGGUCCAAAUGCCCCCAAAACCUUCAAUAACAUCUCCACCACUCCAUAUGAAUGGGCAAUGAAAAACUUCUCCACAAAAUUCCAGCCGCGGGAUCGAGAAGAGAAAACGUCCCAAGAAAGAAAAUUAGGAGAAGAAAAAGAAAGCAUAAAGGACGAUAGAGAAGAAGAGGAGGAAGAAGAAGAAGAAGAAGAAGAUGAAGAAACAAGAGCUAUAUGUGAAUGGGAAUUCAAUCUCUCCACUACUGUCUCUUCUAGCACAGCCGGAGCCGUGUCGGACACUCUCGGAGUGAUCGAGUUUGACCCGUCUGAUAGCUUUGUAGCCACCGGUGGUAUCGCGAGAAAGAUCAGAAUUUACAGUUUACGGUCUUUGCUACCACAAGGUGAGCGUAGUAAUACCGCUUCCACUUUGUUAGACCAUGCCAGUGCAUGUGAGUUCUACAUCUGCACCCCAGCCAAGCUUAGCAGCAUGAGGUGGAAACCCGGUUCCGGCGGACGAGUUUUGGGGUCAGGAGACUAUGAUGGGGUGGUCAUGGAGUAUGACCUCGAGAGAAGAAUACCCAUUUUUGAGCGGGAUGAGCAUGGCGGCCGCCGAGUCUGGAGCGUGGACUAUUCGCAUUGUGAUCCUGUUCUAGGGGCAUCGGGGUCGGACGACGGAACCAUGCAGAUGUGGGAUCCACGAUGCGAAGGUGGGAAAUGCGUGGGUACGGUGCAGCCCAGCGUGGGGCGUAGUCCCGUCUGCUGUGUUGAAUUCAAUCCGGUUAUUGGGGCAUCAAUCGCCGUCGGAUGUGCGGACCGGAAGGCUUACGGGUACGACAUCCGAAGAAUGGUGGAUCCGGUUGUGGUGUUUGACGGGCACAGUAAAACCGUAACUUACGUUCGAUUUCUGGAUGCCCAAAUGAUCGUCUCAGCCGGGACGGAUGGGUGUUUGAAGCUGUGGAAUAUCAACGACCCCCGUGUGAUUCGCACGUACAAGGGACACGUGAACAACCGGAACUUUGUCGGGUUAUCAGUGUGGAGGAAUGGCGGGUUACUCGGUUGCGGAUCGGAGAACAACCAGGUUUUUGUGUACGAUUUGAGGUGGGGCGAGCCUAUAUGGGUGCAUGGGUUCGAGCCGGUAAGUAGAGCCGGGCGCGAGUAUGGAUUCGUUAGUAGCGUGUGUUGGAGGCAGGUUGGGGACGAAAGCUGCACACUCGUGGCAGGGGGAUCAGAUGGAGCUCUGCAGGUAUUUUGUGGGCAAAAGGAAGCCAGUUUUAAGUCUGUCCCAUAAAUGAUACAUACGCAUUCAUAUAUCUUUAUUAUAGUAGCAAGAGAAAAGAAAAAGAAAUACAGAAGCCAUGCACUUUGCCUAGCUAGCUGCUAUCUGAACUGCUAACAAAACCUGCAUGGUGCAUUUUCUUUAAGUCCCAUGUUUUAUAUUUUAGGAGAGAUUUGGUGAGUUUCAUUUGUUCUGACUCUCUUAACAUUUUUGCAAGGCAAUGAUCUUCUUCACAUUUGGUUGUACUGUGGCCUGCAGUAAGCUGAUCCUUUUUCCUUUUUUUUUUUUUUUCUGGGCAACCUGAUGUAGGCUAAUUGAAUGCCUUUAUUAUUUGCACACGUGGCCUUGUUUGUAUUUUGUUUUGCUAUUUGAGAUAAAUGUUCAUCGAUCAAAUGGACUUUA